AUGGUAUCAAACCGUAUUCUUCAAAACUUUUAUAUUAUCUGCCUCGAUUCAAAUACCAAUCAGAAAGAUUAUACUCAUCAUGAUAAACUUAAGCAACUACAAAAUAUUGCCAAUAUCGUCGAUACAUUUCAUGAUGUCGAUAAUUGUAUUGAUUUCGUUACUGACAUCAAACACGAAAAAGUGUUUCUGGUUCUAUCUAGUACUUUUAGUUGUUAUAUAAUAUCACUCAUUCAUGAUAUAGAUGGAGAAUAUGAUAAAGCUAAAGAAUUAUAUCGAAUUCAGUAUCUACUGAUCAUGAAAAACUGCAUAUUUUGGUCAAAUUGGGGUCAUCAAUGA
Adineta ricciae is the source of this 336-nucleotide messenger RNA. NCBI's taxonomy places the organism in Eukaryota, Metazoa, Rotifera, Eurotatoria, Adinetida, Adinetidae. The record is from the annotation of a GenBank genome assembly.